GCCGCGCUACCUGCUCUCCCGCGUGAUAACAAGUUCGCUCGUGGCUGCUGCUUCCGGACUCCUGGUCUUGGCGUCUAGACGAACGGGAUGGCGGCGCAGUUGUUGCCCAGCGCGAGGUGGCAGUAUUGUGGGGAGCCGGACAAAAGCCAGAGAGCUGUACUGGUCCAGUUCUCCAAUGGGAAGCUGCAAAAUCCAGGCAAUAUGCGCUUUACCUUGUACAAGAGCAGCGACUCCACAAACCCUAGGAAGAGGAGUCAGCGGAUCCUGGCAGCUGAAACAGAUAGACUUUCCUACGUGGGAAACAAUUUUGGGACUGGAGCCCUCAAAUGCAACACUCUGUGCAGGCACUUUGUGGGAAUUUUGAAUAAGACCUCUGGUCAAAUGGAAGUGUAUGAUGCUGAAUUGUUCAACAUGCAGCCUCUGUUUUCAGAUGAAUCAGUGGAGAGUGAAUCUACAGAGAAUCAGACCAAAACUUUCAGAGAAAAGAUGGACUCUUGCAUUGAAGCCUUUGGUACCACCAAACAGAAGCGGGCGCUGAACUCCAGGAGGAUGAACAGUGUUGGCAGUGACUCUUUGAACCGCGCAGUUGCUAAAGCAGCAGAGAGUAUCAUCGAUACAAAGGGUGUAACUGCUCUGGUCAGUGAUGCCAUCCAGGAUGAUUCACAAGAUGACUCCGUCUACCUCCCUCCCUGUCACGCUGAUGCAGCCAAGCCUGAAGACGUGUAUAAAUUUGAAGACCUUCUUUCCCCUUCGGAAUAUGAAGCUCUUCAGAGCCCAUCUGAAGCUUUUAAGAAUGUCACGUCAGAAGAAAUACUGAAGAUGAUCGAGGAGAACAGCCACUGCUGCUUUGUCAUAGAAGCGCUGAAAUCUUUGCCACCCGACGAGGAGCGCCGAGACCGCCAGGCCCGGUGCCUGUGGUUUCUGGACACCCUCAUCAAGUUUCGAGCACAGAAAGUAAUUAAGCGGAAAAGUGCUCUGGGGCCUGGAGUCCCACACAUCAUCAACACCAAACUGCUGAAGCACUUUACCUGCUUGACUUACAAAAACGGCAGUUUACGGAACUUCAUUUCGGAUUCUAUGAAGGCAAAGAUCACUGCGUAUGUGAUCAUACUCGCCUUGCACAUACAUGACUUCCAGAUUGACCUGACAGUGUUGCAGAGGGACUUGAAGCUCAGUGAGAGGAGGAUGAUGGAGAUAGCAAAAGCCAUGAGGCUCAGGAUCUCCAAAAAAAAGGUGACUCUGGCCGACGGCAGGGAGGAGGAUCACAAGCUGGGCACGCUGCACAUCCCGCUGCCUCCGGCCCAGAAUGCAGAUCGCCAGGCAAAGCGGAGGAAGAUUACCUAGAGGUGUGCUUUCCAGACUGGUCAUUUGGCCACAUUGCAGUGCUCGUUCUGUUCAUUUCCAGUUUCAUUCUUAAAACAAGACAAAGGAAGAAGCCCUGUUUGGGCACAGGCAUGAAGUCAAAAGCCAGCGUCUGUCAUGCUGGUCUCAAGCAGACAGAAUGUGACCGCCACCAUGGACUUUCUCCUCCACAAUGUUCCUGGUGUUGGUUCACACGUGGGGGUGUGGGGGGGGUGGGGUUUUGGCAAAAGAUCUCACUAGGCUGGAGCCUGGGCCACCUCUCAUGGAUGAAGAUUAAUAAAGAGAACUGUAAGGUGCUGUGCUUAGGUCUGGAAAGAUCAGUGGAGUCCAGAGAGAGGAGACUGCAGCUCAUCAGUGAGAUGGCCGAAACAGGCUGAUCUAGUUGGAGCCUGCCAGCAGGCAGGAGGCGCUUCUCAGGUGCUGUGCCGGCCUCUGGCCACAUAGGGAUAGGUUGUGAAAGCCACACUUUUUAGGGUGGAGGAAUCAGUCACAGUUUAGUGCAGAACUCUACUGUUACAGAUCUCAGAAAAGGAGCUUAAUAGAUGGGUAGAAUGUUGAAGGGUUGCAGGAGUGGGGUGAGGUUGCCACCUCUGGAGUGGCUGUUUGCAGGCGUCAGGAGCCUCUUCUACCCCACAGCUGCUGCUUGGAUUCAUGGGACUGCUGACUUGACGCUGGAAUGUGAGUGCGUCCCACUUGCAAUACUCAACUGUUCUACCCACCUGCCGAUCAGCACACAUGGCCCAAACAUCAAGACACAUGUCAGCUUCUCAUAGGAAUCCAGGCUGAUGGGAGCAGCCUCAGCUGACAGUGGCUGGUCUGUAGCAGAGGAGGGGCAAGCUUUGUGCUGGGCAUAGGGACACAGGGCGUGGCGCCACAGGAGGGCGUAGGAGGGCCAUCAGGCAAUCAACACUCGGUGCAGAGGACUCUGCCCUCGGCUGGUGGAGUUGGGUAUGAGCUCGUAGGGACUCAGCACAAUGAAAAGCAGGGAAGGAGUUCCACAGAUGUGAUGAUGGAGAAAGGUCCUGGGUGUGGGUAGCAUUUAGCCAGGGAGAUUUCUUUUGGCUCAGUGAAAGAAAAACAGAUGGAAUAAGUUCUGUGGGUGGGUUUGGCUCUUAAGCUUCUGUGCAGCAGUGCCACAGAAACUGCUUCUGUGCACAUUCAUUGGCUAAGUCAAGUCACAUUUUAUGGGAUCUGGAUGAGUGGGAUAGGAGUACGUAAUUCUUAGUGAGGACAGUAAAAAUGUGAAGUAAUUGUCACAGUUGGUGAAUAUCUUCAUUUAAUACGGCAG
Condylura cristata (star-nosed mole) is the source of this 2650-nucleotide messenger RNA. It is a transcript of the gene POLR1E, whose product is annotated as polymerase (RNA) I polypeptide E, 53kDa. The record is from RefSeq and is a predicted model, not a curated record. The transcript has 12 exons. Gene Ontology annotation, molecular function: DNA binding. Gene Ontology annotation, biological process: RNA polymerase I preinitiation complex assembly; transcription elongation by RNA polymerase I; nucleolar large rRNA transcription by RNA polymerase I. Gene Ontology annotation, cellular component: RNA polymerase I complex. NCBI's taxonomy places the organism in Eukaryota, Metazoa, Chordata, Mammalia, Eulipotyphla, Talpidae. The coding region runs from base 88 to 1344 and encodes 418 amino acids.